Molecule: messenger RNA, 1522 nt
Organism: Nezara viridula (southern green stink bug)
Lineage: Eukaryota; Metazoa; Arthropoda; Insecta; Hemiptera; Pentatomidae
Source: the annotation of a GenBank genome assembly
GUUUUAAGGAUACUUAGUCUCCCUCCUCUGUAUAUAAUUUCCCUUCAUCUAUACACAGUAUUGGGUUAGUCCUAGAAUAAGUUUUGCCAAUGAUCACAUGCAAUGCCAACUAUAAGUUACACUUUUUAUUUGUUAAAUUAGAUUUUUUAAUUUAUUAAAUCAGACAUAUGGACAGGAAGUGAGGUGAAAAUAAUAAUGAAGAAAGUUUUAGACUAAUAAAUUAGUUACCUUAGUUUAAACACUUCAGUAUAUUUCUUGCAGAAUGCAUAAUUUAUAGGAAAUUCAAUUUCAGGAGAUUACUUCUAUGGUACUUUUUUUAUAAUUUUCUCUCAUCCAAAGGAGAAUGGAUAGAAUUGCCUAAGGUGAACCCAUAUUCAAAGGAACCAAAACGAAAUCACAACCAACCACCGUUGGCUAUGGAAAGCAAGCCUUCAAUCUCGCUAGACAUGGAUAUGGAAAGAAUACUGAUGGAAGUCCAUAAAACAUUAGCAGCUGAAGGAAGGACUUCAAUAAAUGGAAAAGAGAAUUUCUUGAAAAAACUUCAGUCACAAUUACUAUCUAAGAUAUGGGGAGCAAGCAGCAAUAUAUGGUCAAGAACUGGUGUCGAGGCCAGAGGUCAUGGUCAUGUACUUGCAUUUCCUUCAUUGGAAGGUGCACUGAUGACAAUUGCAUUUCUUACAUUUGCUGUGUUCCUCAUUAAAAUUGUGAAGCAAUGUCUUCAAGGUCUUCAAACAGGUAAUAAUGUGGUUGGCAUAGAGCUUCCUGGGACAAUGGUCACUCCAGCAAAAGUAGUUAAGCAUAAAAGAAGCCUUAAUAAAAUCAAUGUAUCAAAAUUUUUCCAAUGUUCGAAGCUGUCACAGCUAUUGCCAAGUAAAUUUUGCUCACCCAAUGUAUAGAAGAGGAAUAACAGAUUAAAACUUGUUUUACAAACAUAUGAAUAAUUACAUAGGGAUUUAUUAUUAAAUGGUAUUGUUGACUGACUUACAAAAUGCCGUAUCAGAAAUAAGAUAUUUCUCCUGCAAUACAAUUAAUUUACAGCUAAUACUUUAUUAGUAAUGUUGAUAAUAUUAAAGUAUGAAACUAGUUGGAGAAUAUAAUUGAUAAUAAUACUGUUUACAUCAAUGGACAAUAUUUUUUCUUACAAAUUUAUUUUUUAUUUUAUUUAAAACAUAUCAAUGUAGUUAACUUUGUAUUUAUAUAAAUUGAAAUUUAUCAACAGAAACUUUAGUAGACAUUUCAUUAUAGAAUGAUUUUUUACUAAAAGAUAAGAAUCAUGUAAUGUUAAUUACAAUUAAAGUACAAUAAAUAUGUGAGUCAAUAACUAGAUAUGUAAGAUCUCUUAAGGUCUGGUCAAUUUUUAGUUUAUACCUGAAAUUAUUUUAUAUAAUCUGAAAUUUUAAUUAAAAAACUUUCUACUUACACGUACAAAUCUUAUAUUUCUAUAGUUAUGAAAGUUACAGCAGAAAAAAAAUCAAGAAAAAUGAUGGAAUUAAUCAUAAAUCAACCAACUAUUGCUUUCAAU